UAGAGGGACAAAAAGGAUAUUUAACCUUAAAAUAAUUAAGCACGGCUUGUCUCGCCUGAUUUUGUCUUUGGAAAGUGCAGCUGAAGCUUAUUCAACUCCCCAAGAAACACAAAAAUGGCGAUUUCUCUCAAGUAACUCAGACCCAACAUCAUUCUGCAUCUGGUUAUCCUCAAUUUCCCUUCUUUUUUGGUUUCUUUUCUGAUUUUUUUCCCUUUUCGAUACAUGGGAAAGGGGCUGGCAAACAGCUGUUUCUCUUUCUUCUCCAUUUCUUGGUCAUGAGCUAUGUAUGAUUUCUCAUUCUGUCAAUAAUUUUUAAACCACUCCUGUUUAUGUCCUGCUGUUUCUCAUCUAAUAUUACCUGAAGACACUGUGUGUGUGACCCACUGUGAUCUCAAAUUCCUGAGGAUCUUACAUAAAUAGGCAAAGAAUUAAGAUUUCUAGAUUGACAUUUUUGGACUUUUGGUUGGUUUUGAGAACUUUUGCAAGAUUACUAUUGCCAUGUCUCUAUUAUCAAGAUUACGUUGCAUCACCGUGGAUGUUACUGGUACUCUCAUAGCUUAUAAAGGGGAGCUUGGUGACUACUAUUGCAUGGCAGCCAAGGCGGUUGGACUGCCAUGCCCUGAUUACAAACGCAUGCAUGGGGGCUUUAAACUUGCAUAUACAGAGAUGGCAAAGAAUUAUCCAUGUUUUGGGUAUGCAGCAAAAAUGCCCAAUAUAGUAUGGUGGAAAACUUGUGUCAGAAAUUCCUUCAUCAAGGCAGGAUAUGAUUAUGAUGAAGAGACAUUUGAGAAGAUAUUUAGACGCAUAUAUGCUUCCUUUGGUUCUUCUGCACCUUACAAUGUUUUCCCAGACUCACAGCCAUUCCUUAGAUGGGCACGUGAAAAGGGUCUUAAAGUUGGUAUUAUUAGCAAUGCAGAAUAUCGUUACCAGGAUGUAAUUCUUCCAGCUUUGGGUUUGAACCAGGGGUCGGAGUGGGACUUCGGCGUGUUCUCUGGUCUUGAAGGUGUAGAGAAACCAGACCCGAGGAUUUAUGAGAUAGCCCUGGAGAGGGUAGGAAAUAUUGCACCAGAAGAGGCUCUGCACAUUGGGGACAGCAUGCGCAAAGACUAUGUGCCAGCAAAGAAAGUGGGAAUGCAUGCCUUGCUGUUAGACAGGUUUAAAACCCCUGAUGCUGAGGAGUGGAGGAAGUCGGGCGCAGUCGUUCUUCCCGACUUAGUGGCGGCACAGGAGUUGCUUACUUCAGACAACUUCACUUGCUAAAGGGCUUCAUUGCUGCCCAGAAAAUUUCAGUUCCUGUAUACUUAAGAAAUCCUUGCUAGAUGAAUAUUUGAUUAAUACUUCAUACUAGCAGUCACCUUUUCCUUGAGAAAAAGGUGCAGAUAAAGAUAUGAACUUUGUUAUAUUUUUUUAUAUGAGGAUGUGAACUUUGUUGAUUUUUAAAUAAAGUAAUAAAUUCUUAAUUUUUUU
Rubroshorea leprosula is the source of this 1467-nucleotide messenger RNA. The record is from the annotation of a GenBank genome assembly. NCBI's taxonomy places the organism in Eukaryota, Viridiplantae, Streptophyta, Magnoliopsida, Malvales, Dipterocarpaceae.